This is a messenger RNA of Sorghum bicolor (sorghum), 1449 nucleotides long. Its product is annotated as xyloglucan endotransglycosylase/hydrolase protein 8. The record is from RefSeq and is a predicted model, not a curated record. Gene Ontology annotation, cellular component: cell wall; apoplast. Lineage: Eukaryota; Viridiplantae; Streptophyta; Magnoliopsida; Poales; Poaceae. The transcript has 2 exons. The coding region runs from base 237 to 1112 and encodes 291 amino acids. Gene Ontology annotation, molecular function: xyloglucan:xyloglucosyl transferase activity; hydrolase activity, hydrolyzing O-glycosyl compounds. Gene Ontology annotation, biological process: cell wall biogenesis; xyloglucan metabolic process.
GCCGCACAGCACUCAUGGAAAACGCAACUUGUGCAGCGUCCGGUGCGCCACCACCACAGGGACCAGAGGACGCUGCCACACUACAAAUCCCGUGCUCGGCUGCACCAGAUCAACCGCACGUACUGAUCGAUGCUACCCACAGCUAGUGUCUGAUCAAGCUCAUCAUUUCCAAGAAGCCGAGAUCCAGGCCAGCCGAUCGAGCACUAGCGACAACACACAUCCAUCAACGUACAGCUAUGGCGCGGCCGGCGGCGUGGACUCCGCCUGCUCUGUCGCUCGCGGUCGCCGUCCUCUGCCUCGUCGGCCGGUCCACCUCCGCGGAGUUCUGGCUCGACGAGUUCACCACGGACGGCGACGUCCGCAAAGACUACGACGGUUCUGGCCGGCAGGUGGCGUCGCUGGUCCUCGACCAGAGUUCUGGCGCUGGCUUCAACUCCACCCGCAAGUACCUCUUCGGCGAGUUCAGCGUCGAGAUGAAGCUCGUCGCCGGCAACUCCGCCGGCACUGUCACCUCCUUCUACCUGACGUCCGGCGAGGGCGACGAGCACGACGAGAUCGACAUGGAGUUCAUGGGCAACUCCAGCGGGUCGCCGACGGUGCUCAACACCAACGUGUGGGCCAGCGGCGACGGCAAGAAGGAGCACCAGUUCUACCUGUGGUUCGACCCGGCCGCCGACUUCCACAAGUACAAGAUCACCUGGAACGACAAGAACAUCAUCUUCCAGGUGGACGACGUGACGGUGCGCGUCUUCAAGCGCUACGCCGACCUGCCGUACCCGAGCUCCAAGCCCAUGGCGGUGCACGCCACGCUGUGGGACGGCAGCUACUGGGCCACCGAGAAGGGCAAGGUGCCCAUCGACUGGUCCCGCGCGCCCUUCGUCGUCUCCUACCGAGCAUACACGGCCAACGCCUGCGCCGUCGGCGGCGGCGGCGGGGGCUCGUCGUCGUCGUGCCCCGACGCCGCCGGUGGGAACGAGUGGAUGGACAGGCAGCCCGACGACACCGACCGGCUCACCGUGGAGUGGGCGCGCCGGAACUGCUUGCAGUACAACUACUGCGAGGACGGGUGGCGCUUCCCGCAGGGGUUCCCCGGCGAGUGCGCCCGCAACUGAUGAUCCAAUCCAUGCAUCUGCUCCCGAUCGAAGUCUCGCCGGCGGCGGCCGGCCUCAUCCGAUCCGUUCCUUACUGCAGAUAUUAUAUUAGGCAUAUAUUCCAGUACGUAUUUAUUCUUUUCUUGUAAUUCUUUUGUACGUACGCACAUCGUGUCGUCUGACUUACAAAGAGCCGCUAGCCCAGCAGCGUGCGUCCUGGAUCUGGAUGCAGGUGGCUGCUGGUUGGUGUAGUAGUUCUGUGAUUUCUGAAAAGAAGAAGGAUCAUUUUUGAUGGUUUAUUAGUCGUCCUGUAAAAUCUCCUUACAGAAACUGAGGAAUAAACGUCAGAAUUCAUAAA